CGCGACCACACCGGGCCGCCCGUCCCCGCUCUCCUGCCCCAGCGGCUGGCGGUGCAGCCCCUGCCGCCUGGCCGGGUGUCCCCCCCCAGAGCAGGGACCGGCCAUCCUGCCCCCCAGCACAUGGCACGGCCACCAUGCCGGCAAGCGACGGGCAUCCCCGCGCCCUGCAGCCCUGCACAGCCGCCUCCUGGCAGCCCUCUCCUGCUCGGGACAGCUGUGUUAUUAAUUAGCGCGCUCACCGUUUGGCCGCCACAUAAUUAGUGCAUUCAGGCAGCACGUCCCCCCCCAUCACCCCACGCCAGCUCUCCUACCUGUGAGUGCCAGGCUCGUCCCUCGCCUCCCCUCACCCACGCGGUCCAGUGCUCCAGCGCCUAAACCCCGGGGGGCUCCGGCGCCCGCCCCCCACCUCGUGGGGCAGCGGGUCCCACCGAACGUGCUCCAUGAGCCCUGCCCGGCGGGGGCUGCGCUUCAGCUGGGAGGCAGCAGCCCCUAGCUGGAAGCGCUUGCCUCAGGACCCGCUUCCCAGCCCGCCGUCUGCAGCGAGGUCUGUCUCUCCCUCCCUCCUGGCAAGAGCUGGAAAAGGGGUCUCAGCUCCCGCCGUUCUGUCCUCGCCUCCCCCCCGACCCCCUGUUCCCAGAGCCCGCCAGGGCUGGGGCAGGCUGGGCUUGGCUCUCUCCUCUGUCAACACAGGCUCCUGGCUCUUCUGCUUGCAAAGAAAAAACUCUGACAGCCUUUUAAAGCCUCGGAGAAGCAGGAGGUACACUGGAAAACGGGCGAUCCUGGGAUUUAUUAUUUUUGACAAUCUCAUCAUUUUGGGCCUGACUCACGGCUUUUGAAUGUUUGGGACGAGCAGCAGAGGGGAGAAGUAGGUUUGCUGAGCACAGGCAGCACGGCCAGGCAGGAGGGUCUGGCGUCUGUGCUGUGACAAGGCGACGGAGGGGGGCAUCAUCCCGCUCCCAGCCCCUCGCCAUCCCCGCGGCUGCCCCUGGCUCGGGCACGGCAGGUGAGCUGGCCAGUCCCCAGCCCCCCAGCAUGGCACAGGAGGCGGCCCCCAUCUUGCUGGUUGUCCUCACCAGGCUGGUGUCAUCCACGUGGCACGAAGGGUCUGGCUACUACGCAGCCGAGAGUCACACCAAUGAAGUGUAUGCAGAAGAAGCCCCUCCUGAACCUGCCCUGGACUAUCGCCGAGUGCCCCAGUGGUGUGCCACACUCAACAUCCACCGCGGAGAGGCCACCUGCUACUCUCCCCGGGGGGGCUCCUACCGCAGCAGCCUGGGGACACGCUGUGAGCUGAGCUGCGCCCGUGGGUACCGCCUGGUGGGGCCCAGCGCCGUCCAGUGCCUGCCCAGCCGCCACUGGUCUGGGAUGGCGUACUGCCGACAAAUCCGGUGCCACGUGCUGCCGGCAGUGCUGCGGGGCUCCUACGUGUGCUCAGCCGGCGUGCAGAUGGAUUCCCGCUGCGACUACACCUGCCUGCCCGGCUACCAGCUGGAGGGUGACCGAAGCCGCAUCUGCAUGGAGGACGGGCGCUGGAGUGGGAGCGAGCCAAUCUGUGUAGAUAUGGAGCCUCCCAAGAUCCGCUGCCCAGAUUCCCGGGAGCGGAUAGCUGAGCCAGGCAAGCUGACCGCCACUGUCUACUGGGACCCCCCCCGUGUGAAGGACUCUGCUGACGGCAUCAUUAAGAGGGUGAUGCUGCGGGGCCCCGAGCCCGGCUCUGAAUUCCCCGAAGGAGAGCAUGUGAUCCGCUACACUGCCCAUGACCAGGCGUACAACCGAGCCAGCUGCAAGUUCAGCAUCCGUGUCCAAGUGAGGCGCUGCCCUGUCCUGAAGCCUCCGCAGAACGGUUACCUCUCCUGCACCUCUGAUGGCAACAACUACGGAGCCACCUGCGAGUACCUGUGCGAGGGGGGCUACGAGCGCCAGGGCACCUCCCUGCGCAUCUGCCAGUCCACCCAGCAGUGGACUGGCUCCCAGCCCCUUUGUGCGCCCAUGCAGAUCAACAUGGACGUGAACUCAGCUGCCAGCCUACUGGAUCAGUUCCAUGAGAAACGCCGCCUCCUCGUCAUCUCAGCCCCUGACCCUUCUAACCGCUACUACAAGAUGCAGAUCUCCAUGCUGCAGCAAGCUGCCUGUGGGCUGGACCUGCGUCAUGUCACCACCGUGGAGCUGGUGGGGCAGCCCCCGCACGAGGUGGGACGCAUCCGGGAGCACCAGCUGUCCCUUGGCAUCAUUGAGGAGCUCAGGCAGUUCCUGCACCUCACCCGCUCCCACUUCAAUGCGGUGCUGCUGGACAAGGCGGGCGCCGACCGCGAGCGCUACAUCUCCCCCAUCAGCCCUGAUGAGCUCUUCGUCUUCAUUGACACGUACCUGCUGAGCGAGCGGGAGGCAGCACGGCGGGCACAGAGCGGGGACCCCUGCGAGUGAGACAGUGCCAGGGAGACACCCCCGCUCUGCUGGCCUCAAGGGACGGACACCUUUCCUUUUUGCUUUUCUAGUCACCCACCGUAGAGGAGGACCAGGGUGCCAAGGGCCUCCUGGGGAAGGGGAGCCCCUCUUCGGCUGCUCUGGCACAGAGGCCAGCAGGGCCAGGGACCAUGCGCUGGCAGCAUCCCUAGUGCCCAGCAGCCGGCUGCAGGGUGGGAUGGCUCAGCCCAGCCAGGACCAUGGUGGGACCCACCAGAGUGCCUCCGCUCAGACCCCAGGGCAGAGGGGAGAUGGGCUGCCAGGCGCUGAGCUGCCAGAGCAGAGAGUGGGAGGUCAGGCAGGACGGGCAGGGAAACAGUGCAACAGCUUCACCCUCCCCUGGGGUAGCUUCACCCCCAGGCACAACCUGCACCCACUCCCUCCCCCCCUGGGGUCAGCCCUGACAGGCAGGCACUCCUGCCAGAAAGCCUUCAUUAAAAAGCAAACAGCCCCACGCUCAGCAAAGCCAGCGUGCAGCCCCCACCGCGGGCUCGCCAUCCCCCCCCCCCGCCCCCGCCGCCCCUUGCUUCACCCUCCACCAGCCAUGGGGCACCCUUCCUGGGAACCGUUUUAGCCAUAGAGUAUUAACUUGAAAUAAAUAAAAUUGUA
Falco peregrinus (peregrine falcon) is the source of this 3072-nucleotide messenger RNA. RefSeq names its product sushi repeat containing protein X-linked 2 (gene SRPX2). The record is from RefSeq and is a predicted model, not a curated record. NCBI's taxonomy places the organism in Eukaryota, Metazoa, Chordata, Aves, Falconiformes, Falconidae.